AGUAGUGACACUAAAGCCCCCAAAGGGGUCUACCUCUUUUCUCAUCUUUUUGUUUUCUCUAUUUUGAUUUGAUAAAAAUUUAUUUGAGACAUAUUCUGAGGAAAAGAAAAAAAAAAAAAAAAAAGCUUAGUCCUUUCAAGAACACAAGAAAUAAAUAUAAGCUUCUUGAGAUCUGUCAAGCUCCAAUCUUUACUAGGGCAAAUUGAGGAAUGAAAAGAAGAUGGGGAGGACAGGAAGCUGGUUUUCUUCUGUAAAGAAGGCUCUGAGCCCAGAUCCUAAGGAAAAGGCUGACAAGAAAGCAAGUAAAUCAAAGAAGAAAUGGUUUGGGAAAGAAAAGCAAACACUCCCCGGUUCUUCGACCGUGGUAACUGCAACUGUGUCUCCUCCUCGUCCUGUUCCUGUUCGCCCAGUGGAAGAGGUCAAAUUGGAUGAAGUGGAAGAGGAGCAAACGAAACAUGCUUACUCAGUUGCAGUUGCCACAGCUGCAGCAGCUGAAGCCGCUGUUGCUGCGGCCCACGCUGCUGCAGAGGUUGUUCGGUUAACUACAGUGAACCAAUUUUCGGGCAAAUCAAAGGAGGAAGUAGCCGCAAUCAAAAUUCAGACUGCAUUUCGAGGUUAUCUGGCUAGGAGGGCAUUGAGGGCUUUAAGAGGACUUGUCAGACUCAAAUCGCUUGUUGAUGGACCUACCACCAAGCGGCAAACUGCAAAUGCUCUGAAAUGCAUGCAGACGCUAUCUCGGGUGCAAUCUCAGAUUAGUUCUAGAAGGAUCAGGAUGUUGGAGGAGAACCGAGCUCUCCAGAGGCAGCUUAUGCAGAAGCAUGCGAAAGAACUUGAGAGUUUGAGGAGAGGAGAGGAAUGGGAUGAUAGUCUACAAUCAAAGGAGCGUAUUGAAGCUAGCUUGCUCAGCAAAUAUGAAGCUGCAAUUAGACGAGAAAGAGCGCUUGCAUAUUCAUAUUCUCACCAGCAAACCUGGAAGAAAUCAUCAAGAUCUACCAAUUUGUUGUUCAUGGAUCCGACCAAUCCUCAAUGGGGUUGGAGCUGGCUAGAGCGGUGGACAGGUGCUAGGCCUUGGGAAAGUCAAAGCAUGUCUGAGAAAGAAAAAAACGAUCAGACGUCCGUUAGAAGCAUGAGCAUUGCUGGAGGAGAAAUUGCCAAGUCAUUUGCCCGUCAUCAGCUGAAUUCUGAACUCCCUUCUUCUCCUACUACCCCUUCCAAGCCAGCCAGAAAACUGAAACCAGCAAGCCCAAGAAUUAGUGCAAUGAACCACGAUGAUGAUACUCGAAGCAUGCUUAGCAUGCAAUCAGAACGGAACAGGAGGCAUAGCAUUGCGGGGUCCACUCAGUCUAUAAGAGAUGACGAGAGCUUGGCAAGCUCACCCUCAGUCCCAAGUUACAUGGGGUCCACUCAGUCUGCAAAGGCCAAAACACGGUUGCAAAGUCCAUUGGGCAUGGAAAAUGGCACACCAGAAAAGGGAUCGGCAGGGCCUGUGAAGAAGCGGCUCUCUUAUCCAUCGUCACCUGCCAGGCCAAGGCGGCAUUCAGGCCCACCAAAGUUUGACAACACCUCCUUGAACACAUCCAUAAACACCUCUAUCGCUGAGGGAUAAUGUGAAUGGAGCCAUCAACUAGAUUAUUCUUGUUACGAACAAUAAGCUUUCCUGCCGCCCUUCUGGCUUAUAGGUAUGCUUUAAAAUGCCAUUCAUUGUGCGAUAUGAACUGCACCAUAAAAAUUCAUAUUAAUUCAUUGAUGUACGGGCUUGCCCUGGAUGCUUCUUGCUUUUCGUGUUUCUUGCUCCCACGGUUGUUGAUGACAGAAGAGUGCCAAUAGUUGUGAAUCAUUUUAGAUAACAUUUCCUUGAUUGUGAUAACAUACUAUGAUUGUAUUUUAUUAUAUGUACCCUAAUAGCUAAAGAAAAAGAUAGUAUUACUAUUUUCUUUGUUCA
Lycium barbarum (goji berry) is the source of this 1942-nucleotide messenger RNA. RefSeq names its product protein IQ-DOMAIN 3-like. The transcript has 6 exons. The record is from RefSeq and is a predicted model, not a curated record. NCBI's taxonomy places the organism in Eukaryota, Viridiplantae, Streptophyta, Magnoliopsida, Solanales, Solanaceae. The coding region runs from base 221 to 1606 and encodes 461 amino acids. Gene Ontology annotation, molecular function: protein binding.